GGCAGACGGGCUCCGACAUUGAAAAUAGCCAGAACUGCUACCUUUCUUUUGGUUUUCAGCGUGAUGUGAUUGAAGAAGAUAUCUUGAACGAAAAAGCUUGCAUACAAGUCCUUCAAAUAUGGAUCGACAAAGCAGAUGACGAAAUCAAGAAACUCAAAGGCGAUAUAACAAUGCUUCAAUGUCAACUGUUGUGGGAUGACGAGGAGUGGUCUAAAACAUGUUCUUCUGCUUUGAGAGAAAAAAUCGAUUAUCUCAAUAUUUUGAUACAGAUCUUAAAGAAGGAAAUCGCAGAGGACUCCCCUCUACAGGGGAUUCAAAUACUACAACCUGAUAAAGUAGCUGAGAGACUGUAUGUCCUGGUGAAGCCUCUGCUGGACAAUCACCUCUCGGGAAAAAGCAUGAAGACUGAAAGUAGCACAGCGUGUGUGCCCAUCCUACCAGACGAUGGAAUCAGUGAGAAGAAGUUGGAAUCAAGCAAUUCGGGACAUGAAGUCACAGCGGAAAAAAUGAAAAGCAUUAGUCCACUUAAAACAUACGAGAGGAAGAAUACUGCCAUGGCACUUGGAGAGAAGAAAUCAAAUACCACCCCACAGGAGCCGCAUGCCUUGACUCGCAAGUUUACUGCAACUAGUCAAAUAUGUGAGAGUGACAAGUUGCAUGGAGUACCAGGGAAUCAAAUGUCAUGUUCUGCUAAGUUGGGGGGAAGUUCCAUAAUUAAGGAAGAGGUAAAAUCUUUAACUGCAAGUGCAAAAGAGAGGGGGAAGGGGAAGGACACCGGCAAGGUGGUUGUUUCCAAAGAAAAGUCCGCCCAACAGAAGAUUGAACGUGAAAGCAGAGAGGCUAGUUCACAUUUCGGGUCAAAUGAAACAGAAGUUGAGGCACUCUUUGAAAUCCUGAAAUCCUUUGAUUUUGAGAAUACAACUCAAACUUCAGUUAAGACACAGGAAGCAAGUGCAGAUGAGUUAAAGGGAAGUUCCAUUAAGCAAGAGCCACCUGAACCCGAGGUAAAAUCUACAACUGCGAAUGCUUCUACCGGAAAAGUUUGUUCAAAAGAGAAGGGGAAAGGGAAGGCCACCGGCAAGUUGGUUGUUUCGAAAGCAAAGCCCGCCCGACCGAAGCUUGAACGUGAAAGCACAGAGUCUAGUUCACAUUUGGAGUCAACUGAAACCGAAGGAGAG
This is a messenger RNA of Striga hermonthica, 1178 nucleotides long. Lineage: Eukaryota; Viridiplantae; Streptophyta; Magnoliopsida; Lamiales; Orobanchaceae. The record is from the annotation of a GenBank genome assembly.